Molecule: messenger RNA, 2713 nt
Organism: Erigeron canadensis
Lineage: Eukaryota; Viridiplantae; Streptophyta; Magnoliopsida; Asterales; Asteraceae
Product: probable DNA helicase MCM8
Exons: 16
Coding region: 175-2562 (795 amino acids)
Cellular component (GO): MCM complex; nucleus
Molecular function (GO): ATP binding; single-stranded DNA helicase activity; single-stranded DNA binding
Source: RefSeq, a predicted model, not a curated record
AUUAAUUCAUAGACUAAACCGAAUACCCCGUUUUCAUUCACUCAUCUAACCCCUUCCCGCCAAAAUCAAAAGCAAAAAAAAAUUUCCAAACAAACAGCGAUAAAAGAAAACCCUAAAAAAUAAUUGUUACAUUCCUUGUCAUUAAUUUAUCAAAAACUGAACUGAAAGGGAAAGAUGACGAUGAUGAUUACAAAAGCCGGGAAGGAAAUGUCGACAAAUAAAGGAGGCCAAAUCUCACACAUUUUGGCUAAAUAUUUCCCCCAAAUCGAUUACUCGCACGCCGAUGGAAAAAAGAAAUUGCAACUCACUUCCAAGCUUUACGAACACUUUUUUUCCACUCCCGAUGGAUCAGAUUUCAUCUCUCAGGUAAAAAGAGAUGAAAUGCUGUUCAUUUUGCCGCUUGAUUUUCAACAAUUCCGGAAAGUAUGCGUGAUCAUGGAAUUUUAUGAUGCAUUAGAAAGAAAUCCAAAAGAAGCUAUAUUAUGCAUGUGUGCUGCAGUACAUAAGGUUUUGUACUCUAAGUCAAAUGAUGAAGAAUUAGAUGACAGUGCUAAGGUUAAUAUCCGUCUGCAUAACUACCCCGAAUCUAUGAUUGCUUUGAAGAAUUUAAAGGCUGCAUACAUUGAAAGGCUUGUUUCUGUGCGUGGCACUGUUGUAAAAGUCAGCACUGUCAGGCCUUUGGUGGUACAUAUGAGUUUUGAGUGUACCAAAUGUGGAACAACUAAUAGUCGUGACUUUCCCGAUGGGAAGUUUUCACCUCCUCCCAGCUGUGCAGUACAUGGAUGCAAAAGCAGAACUUUUAACCCAAUUAGAUCCAGUGCACAACCAAUAGAUUUUCAGAAAAUAAGAAUUCAGGAGUUGCUGAAAUCUGAGCAUCAUGAAGAAGGUCGGGUGCCAAGAACUGUGGAAUGUGAGCUUGUUGAAGAUCUUGUAGACCUGUGCAUUCCUGGAGAUGUGGUGACUGUUACCGGUAUCAUAAGGGUGAUAAACAAUUACAUGGAUAUAGGCGGAGGAAAAUCGAAGGGAAAGAACCAAGGAUUAUAUUACUUGUAUCUGGAAGGAAUUUCAAUUAAGAACUCCAAGUCACAGUCUGAGCCUGAGAGCACGAAAGAUACAAAAUCUGUGGUUAAAUCUACAGAUUUGCUGGAUUUAUAUUCAUUCAGUCAACGGGAUUCAGAAUUCGUUUUGAAGUACCAUUCAGAGCAUGGUCGAGAUGUCUUCCGCCAAAUACUGCAAUCACUUUGUCCUUCCAUCUAUGGGCAUGAACUUGUUAAAGCUGGGAUCACAUUGGCAUUGUUUGGAGGUGUGAGAAAGCACUCAAUGGAUCAGAACAAGGUUCCUGUCCGAGGAGACAUUCAUGUGAUAAUCGUUGGCGAUCCAGGAUUGGGAAAAAGUCAAUUAUUGCAGGCAGCAGCUUCAGUUUCACCACGAGGUAUAUAUGUUUGUGGGAAUGCCACAACCAAUGCCGGACUCACUGUUGCGGUAAUGAAGGAUUCAAUGACUGGUGACUAUGCUUUUGAAGCUGGUGCUAUGGUACUUGCAGACAGAGGAUUAUGCUGUAUUGAUGAAUUCGAUAAAAUGUCUGCAGAGCACCAGUCUCUACUGGAAGCUAUGGAGCAACAGUGUGUUUCAGUUGCCAAGGCAGGACUGGUAGCAAGUUUAUCGGCUCAAACAACUGUUUUAGCAGCAGCAAACCCUGUUGGCGGCCAUUACGACCGGGCAAAAACUGUGAAUGAGAACUUAAAAAUAAAUUCUGCUUUGUUAUCACGAUUUGAUUUGGUUUUCAUAUUGCUUGAUAAGCCUGAUGAGUUACUUGACAAAAGAGUUUCAGAACACAUUAUGUCUCUCCAUGCUGGCAAUGUUGAUAAUUCACAAGCUGCGAGAAAACUUGCAAAUUCUCAAAGUGUUAGCGGUAUAGAUCUGAAUGUAAAGAGUGGGUCAUUAGUCUCACGGUUGAGACUUGAUCCCAGGAAGGACCGUGAUUUUGUUCCACUACCUAGUCCUCUACUCCGUAAAUACAUUGCGUAUGCAAGAACUUUUGCCUCGCCAAGGAUGUCUAGACCAGCAGCUAAGAUCCUGCAGGAUUUCUAUUUGAAACUCAGAGACCGCAAUACUUCUGCUGAUGGCACACCAAUAACUGCAAGACAAUUAGAAAGUCUGGUAAGGCUGGCACAAGCUCGGGCUAGGGUUGAGUUGAGAGAAGAAAUAAGUGUUGAAGAUGCUGAGGAUGUUGUUGAAAUAAUGAAGGAAUCCUUGUAUGACAAGUAUGUUGAUGAGCAUGGAUGUGUGGAUUUUGGUCGAGCUGGCGGGAUGAGUCGUCCGAAAGAAGCCAAGCGAUUCUUAGGUGCACUUAACAAGCAAUCAGAGCUGGAACAGAAAGAUUGCUUUUCUAUAUCGGAAAUAUACAGUUUGGCAGAUAGGAUUGGGUUAAAAGUCCCUGAUGUUGACACAUUUGUGGAUAAUUUAAACAGCGUUGGCUAUCUACUUAAAAAGGGCCCGAAAACUUAUCAGGUGUUAUCCUCAACUUAUACCAGGAGUCAAUCAUCGAGAUCAAAGUGUUGAUGUUUGUGGUUUCAACUAGUUGGAUAUCUCUUUAUUGAUCAGCUCAGGUUAGUAACACGUUCUUUAGAAGCUUCCAUACCAUAAUUAAACAAUGCAGUAUGUACUUAAGGAUUUACUGGUUAUGUGCAAAUAUAAAUUCGGUUAAUAAUUA